AUGAUCACCAUAAUAAAUGACACGAGCAAGAUAUUUGUGUGGUUUGAUAUUUGUCGGAUUACAGAGUAUCAGGACACAUCUUUCUUUGUCUGUGUUCAGGAGCUAGUGAGUGCAUGCGUACGAGUAUGCAACAAAGACAGACUGGGCAAGCUCCAGCGCCCACGUGAACUGUAUAACCCCCCUGGUCUUUUUGCCAAUCCUCCCAAAUUCGGUACCCUACAAGAUGCCUUCCCUCACGCAAAAUUUGUUUUCCCAGCAGCACCCCUGCGACGUCCCCAGCAGCACGACAGCGAUCUCAUCAGCCAGUGGUUUGAUCUCUGGUGGCUGCCGUCGUCUUCAUCUCCUACAGAUGACAACAGUGACCGGCCAUUCCCCCUUGCGCGGGACUCGUUGCAGAGUAGUGGGCUGCAGGACUCGACGCAAUUCUUACAUGAUUUACUGCAGCGGGAGAUUUCGUUGGUCGAAGGUGGCGCGAAGAAUGUCCUUUUGGGGGGGCUGAGCCAGGGAUGCGCUACCAGUAUUGUGGCAUGUUUACUCUGGGAUGGCAUUGGGGAAGGGGGAGAGAAAAGCGAGGUGUUAGGCGCGCUUGUUGGGUUCUGCGGCAGACUGCCAUUUGAAAGACGGAUUCGGAGGAUUCUAACAGGCGGCAGAGGGGAGGAUGAUCAAACGAUCGAGGGAGAGAGGCUCAAUCAACUUUCUAGCACAGAUGGUGAAAGUGAAAUCAAAUCUAAAAAUGGCAGUGAUGUGGUUGGUAAUGCUAUUGACUUCUUCAGGGGCGAGUUUAAGAUUCCCCGCCCUCCGCAGCUCCCCUCAUCCUCUCAAGGUUUUCUUUUUCAGCAGACGCCACUCUUUCUUGGCCAUGGGGUUGAAGAUAUGACGGUUCCUAUCCGUUUGGGAAGAGAAGCAGUUGCCUGUGUUGAGGCACUUGGAAUGCAUGUUUCGUGGAAUGAUUCAUCUUUCGGGCUUCAGACGGAGCGCAUCAAGGGGCCAAAAACCAACAUUGAUCUGAAACGCGGGCAGAAGGAUAAAAAUCUCGCCCCAUUUCCUUCAGGCAGAAAGAACCCUGAAGAAUAUCUACGGUUUGACUUAGCCAUGACCAUGAUUCGUUGCCCCAACCUGCAAGAACUCUACCCAACGCAACGCCCAAACAUGCACGAUUUCUUCUCAAACGCAAUCCAAAUCAAAGAUUUGAACACAACCUUCGCGUUCCUGCGCGAUCAGGAGGCUGGCAGUUGGGCUUUCGGCCCUGCAGCUCGCUAA
This is a messenger RNA of Histoplasma mississippiense, 1260 nucleotides long. RefSeq lists its product with no specific name. The coding region runs from base 1 to 1260 and encodes 419 amino acids. The record is from RefSeq and is a predicted model, not a curated record. Gene Ontology annotation, molecular function: carboxylic ester hydrolase activity; palmitoyl-(protein) hydrolase activity. Gene Ontology annotation, cellular component: cytoplasm. Gene Ontology annotation, biological process: protein depalmitoylation. Lineage: Eukaryota; Fungi; Ascomycota; Eurotiomycetes; Onygenales; Ajellomycetaceae. The transcript has 6 exons.